CACCUGUUUGUGGCAGUCCCCUCCACUGGUAGAGUGCAGGGGAAGGUCAUUUCCUCUUCAGGAAAACUACAGAGUGGUGUAAGCACUUAAAACACAGAAAUGUCAGGUGUUGUAAUGGGGGAGAAAUGUGUUACAGAGGACUCAAAGCGGACAGAUACAAAGGAGCAGGAAGAACACAUGUGCAGCACAGGUGAGACUCCAACUCUUCAGGAGCUUGAGGAGAUUUUACAUUCAGCUCCUCGCUCUUGUCACCAUGUAGAUGAGGUGUGGCCAAGUCUUUUUCUGGGAGACAUGUUUAUGUCUCAUGAUAAGUUUGGACUCUGGCAGCUGGGAAUUACUCAUGUGCUGAACGCUUCCCACGGGAAACUCUGCUGCAAAGGCACUGAUGAUUUCUAUGGAACCACAGUGAAGUAUUACGGCGUGCCCGCCAACGACCUGCCGACUUUUGACCUCUCACCUUUUUUCCACCCCGCUGCAGAGUUUAUUCACCUGGCUUUAUCAUCAGGAGGGAAGAUUUUUGUCCACUGUGCUGUGGGAGUGAGCCGCUCGGCUGCGCUGAUUUUGGCCUACCUGAUGAUCCAUCAUGGCUUCAGUCUUCGCUCUUCAAUUCGCUGUGUGCAACAGAAGCGUUGGAUUUUCCCUAAUAGGGGAUUUCUACGACAGCUUGUAGACCUUGAGCAAACACUGAUGUCAAAAGACAAAAUGAGCUGAAAUGAACAUUUCGUUUAUUAGUUGGUUAAAUUGGUUAUGCUUGUUUCCUGUUGUCGUUAUUGUGUAUGGAUGAGUUGGGCCAAAUACAGGCAGGAGGCAGGCAGGAUCACUGUUAUUGGAUUUUUACUAGAUGAACAAAAGGACUUACAACAAACAGCAAUAAGUAUGGAGCAAAACACCAAGGAAAACAGCAAAAAGAGGAUCUGACAAGGAGUGACUGAAUAGAGGGGCUCUAAUGCAUGAGGAGGAUGAUUAUUAGAAAGCAUAACAGGAGAGGGUAAUGACUGGGGGAGAAACAGCUGAGGGAACGAAAAGGAGCAGGUGUCUAAACAACAG
Molecule: messenger RNA, 1047 nt
Organism: Xiphophorus maculatus (southern platyfish)
Lineage: Eukaryota; Metazoa; Chordata; Actinopteri; Cyprinodontiformes; Poeciliidae
Product: dual specificity protein phosphatase 13-like
Exons: 3
Coding region: 100-711 (203 amino acids)
Biological process (GO): protein dephosphorylation; negative regulation of MAPK cascade
Cellular component (GO): cytoplasm
Molecular function (GO): protein tyrosine/serine/threonine phosphatase activity; MAP kinase phosphatase activity
Source: RefSeq, a predicted model, not a curated record